UAAAGAAGUAACGCUGCUGCAGCUGUUGUUGUGCACCCUCGUCACAGAGCUGAGUGUUUCCACAGGAGCAUUUUAUCAGAUGUGUUGUGGUUUCAUGAUCGUUAGCCGGGCAGGAGUGAGUUGCUAUCGGCUGCAGCUGUUUUCAACAUCGUAUCGGAUCCUACCCAACUCGACUGACCUGGAUGUGAAACCGGAAUAAAGGCCGAUUCUUCUGGCUUUAUUUCUGACGGACCGGAGCAUCCCUGCGAUAUAAACAGGGGACGCUGGCAGUAGCAGCGGGGUAGCUCGGGCGCUAGCUAAGUCCUGCCGGCGAUUUCACCCCUAAUUUGUAUCUCUCCAGAACACACCCAUGAUGAAAAAAAUGAACUGACUUGGACGAGACAUCCUCGCCCUGCUGAUUUAGCCUCCUCGCAUUGUGACUGAUGGAAAACAGGAGCAGGAAACUAUGUUGUUAUUAGCCAGUUAGCUAACGUUAGCUCGGCUAGCCGUUAGUUAACGUUAACUAGCUACAUCAAAUUAGUGGGCUGAGUUAGCCGGGCUAACUCAGCCCACUAAUUUAAAUAGGUACGCACGAUAUUCCGGUUUGUCUGCUGCCUAACGUCAACCACCUGGAGAUAUUUAUUUAGAUACAGCUUUACUCCUGUGUAACUGUCAAGCGGGCGACAACCAUGGCUGAGGAAGCGUUUCCUCUGCAUCUCCUGGUGUGGAACAAUCAGUAUCUGGAGCUGGAUCGAGAGCUGCAGAAGAACGAGCAGGAUGUGGAGCGCCUGGAUCCGAGGGGGCGCACCCCGCUGGAGCUGGCCGUGUGUCUGGGCCACCUGGAGUCCACCCGGGUGCUGCUCAGGCACUCCUCGGACCCCACACACUGCACCACACAGGGCUGGACCAUCUUGCAGGAGGCGGUGAGCACCGGGGACCCUGAGCUGGUUCAGCUGGUGCUCCAGUACAGAGACUUCAAACGUGCCACAGAGAGACUGGCAGGCAUCCCAGAGCUGCUCAGCAAACUAAGACAGGCGCGGGACUUCUACGUGGAGAUGAAGUGGGAGUUCACCAGUUGGGUGCCCUUGGUGUCGAAGGUGUGUCCCAGUGAUGUUUACCGAGUGUGGAAGAGCGGCUCGUGCCUCCGCGUGGACACCACCCUCCUGGGCUUCGAACACAUGACCUGGCUGAAAGGACGACGCAGCUACAUCUUCAAGGGCGGAGAUGACGGGGCCGUAGUGAUGGAGGUGGACCAUGAGAAGCAGGUGGUGUACACAGAGCCGCUCGUGUUGUCCCCCCGUGACGCGCCUUCCCUCCUGGCGGCCAUGCAGCCGUCGCAGGAGAACACAGCCCAGAGACUCACGUCGCCCAUCGUCUCAACGCACCUCAACACACGCAACAUUGCCUUCGAAAGAAACAAGUCAGGAAUCUGGGGCUGGCGUUCUGAGAAGAGUGAAGUAGUUAGCGGGUAUGAAGCCAAGGUUUACAGUGCCACCAAUGUGGAGCUGGUGACUCGGUCAAGGACAGAGCAUCUAUCAGACCAGGACAAGUCGAGGAGCAAAGGCUCAAAGACUCCUCUGCAGUCCUUCCUGGGGAUUGCUGAACAACACACAGCUCACAACGGGAGUAACGUGUCCCAGUGUGCGAGUCCUCACAACCCCACGGCCAUCACAGCUGACGAGUACUUCAACCCGGAGUUCAACCUGAACGGCCGAGACAUCGGACGUCCCGUCGAGCUGACGAGCAAAGUCCAGAAGUUUAAAGCAACUCUGUGGCUGAGUGAGAGUCACCCUCUGUCUCUGGCCGAGCAGGUGACGCCCAUCAUCGACCUCAUGGCCAUCUCCAACGCCCACUUUGCCAAGCUGCGUGACUUCAUCACCCUGCGCCUGCCGCCAGGCUUCCCUGUCAAGAUAGAGAUUCCCCUGUUUCACGUGUUGAACGCCAGAGUGACGUUCAGUAACCUGUGUGGCUGCGAUGAGCCGGUCAGCUCUGUGACGGUUACCAAACCAGAGAGCUCCGAGGAAGCUGGUCAGUCUGCCCAUCCCUUCCACUGUGAGGUGGAUCCUUCGGUGUUCGAGCCGCCGGCAGACUACACCACCCUCGGUCCGGGCCGCAGCGAGCCGAUGAGGGAUGAGGAUGACAACCUGCUGCAGUUUGCUAUCCAGCAGAGCCUGCUGGAUGCCGGCACAGAGAGCGACCAGGUGACCAUCUGGGAGGCCUUGACCAACAGCCGUCCGGUGCCCCAGAGUCCGCUGUACGAGGAAGACUCUCAGCUAGAGAGGGCGAUCCAGGAGUCCCUGUCCAUCUCGCUGGCCACCAGAGAGGGAGAGGACACGGCCGACCCCAGCCAGCCCUCCUCCGUCUCUCCGUUGGACCCCUCCGCCAACUCCCCGCUCUCUUACAGCGCGGUGACCGACCCGAGGUUGUCGGGACACUUUGGUGUGGCCUCCAGUUUUGACGAGCAGCUGCGUAUCGCCAUGGAGCUGUCGUGCCGGGAGCAGGAGGAGAUAGACAGGCAGCAGAAGCAGGAAGAGGAGGAGCUGGAGAGGAUCCUGCAGCUGUCACUCACCGAGAAGUAAUGUCACAACAGCAAUGGAGCCGCGGUCUUCAUUGGGGGAAAACAAUCCUCUUAAUUUAUUCUGUUUUAUUUUUGAAAUCCUGAGAUGUUAAGUUAUUACAGAUAUUUUAUUUGUCUUUCUCACACGAAGGCUGCUACAACAGAGAGAUACGGACCAGAAUAUAUAAGAAGUGGGAGUGAAGCAGGUUGGAGGAGGUACAAGGUACUCUGAGACACACUACAGUGAAGGAGGAGACAAAAGGGAGAGAGUCUUUGUUUUUUCUUUUUUAUUGAAUAUUUUUCACAGUCUUGCUGUCUUUUAUCGAGUGAUGAAUGAUCCUUAAACUUUAAACCUAUAACAUGAUCCAUGAUAAUGGCGAGAACUAUGAAAAUACAAUCUUAAUGGAAUAACUUAUAAAGACAUGAUUAUAACAUUUGAAACAUUUAUGUUGACUUACUCCUACGUGUGAAGAAUAAAGAAUAAUGAUCAUC
Acanthopagrus latus (yellowfin seabream) is the source of this 3028-nucleotide messenger RNA. RefSeq names its product ankyrin repeat domain 13 family, member D (gene ankrd13d). Gene Ontology annotation, molecular function: protein binding. The transcript has 17 exons. Lineage: Eukaryota; Metazoa; Chordata; Actinopteri; Spariformes; Sparidae. The record is from RefSeq and is a predicted model, not a curated record. Gene Ontology annotation, cellular component: cytoplasm. The coding region runs from base 669 to 2558 and encodes 629 amino acids.